UAUGCUGCUGGGGAAAAGUGUCUUGUAAAUGUCAAUGAUAAUGAGAAUUUAUAGGCUACUGUAGGCUAUGAAGGCUACAUGUGAUUCAAUUUGCAAUAUGUCAAUCUGAGAUUCUUUGAAGAGUGAUAAAAAUGAGGGAGGAACAAAGAAGACUGUCUAAGAAGAUAUUCCCCCCCUCAAAUCCACAAAGAGUGUGCUCUGCAAGCUAAUUUUCUGAAAAGAGGAGGGGGGAUAGGCUACAGCUGAAGGUAUAUAACCCGGUUGGAACCAACAGACCAUGUACAAGUCUCCUUUCCACCUGAGGACCACCGUGCGAAUCAGAGCCACUUCCAGCAGCAGUGAUGAAGUGUAACCAUCUCCUGUCCUGGGCCUUCCUUCUCGUGGCCUCGGGCCCACUGCUGGCUCACCCCAUCACAGAAUCUGCAGAGAUGCCCUACCCAGGACCUGUGUCAGUGGAGGACCGAGGAGUCGGCACUCUGGAUGAUCUGUCCCUCUCUGAGCAAAGCUUCCAGUCUCAGGAUGGUGCUGGUCUCAGAUAUUCCCCUCUGAUAUCUGGGGAGUUUAACAGAGAAGGUUUAAGAACAGGCCUGCUUCCUCGGGGGAUGAAAAGAGAGGUCCUACUGGAGAAACAAAGUCUGCUAAAUCCAUUCAGCAGUGUGCUGGGCAUCCGAAAGCAGUUCAGGAAGAGAGCGGGGAAUUCUGAGUGUUUCUGGAAGUACUGUGUCUAAAACUGUCAACAGGCAUUGGUGCUACACACAAGAGACAGGGCUUGCACUAAAACAAAAAUCCUAUCUCGUACUCUCAUGCAGACAAAAUAAGUAACACUGUGCGUGCAUACACUGUGCAUAUGCAUGCCCACAGGCAUGUACUCACAGAUACACACUCGCAUACAUAGGCUCUGUCAGUAAUGGUUCACAGAGGUAUGAUUGAGGCAAAUUGUUAGGACUUUUGAGUUACUGAGAUUAUUUUAAUGUUGUGUGAAACUAUAUUUAUGUGCACAGAUUUGUUAAAAGUCCUUGGUUGUCUGCUGUAUGACUAAAUGUAUUUGAAAUGUGAGAUGUUGCAGCACUGGAUAUUGAAUAGAAAUAAACACUAUAUUAU
Molecule: messenger RNA, 1101 nt
Organism: Centropristis striata (black sea bass)
Lineage: Eukaryota; Metazoa; Chordata; Actinopteri; Perciformes; Serranidae
Product: urotensin-2-like
Exons: 5
Coding region: 342-728 (128 amino acids)
Biological process (GO): blood vessel diameter maintenance; regulation of blood pressure
Cellular component (GO): extracellular region
Molecular function (GO): hormone activity
Source: RefSeq, a predicted model, not a curated record